AUGGCAUAUGAAACGAUUACGGUACGAAUGAAUCGGAGCAAUAGUACGAUCUCGUGGGGAUUUACUGUAGCCGGUGGAGGUGCUAUGCCUAUCAAAAUUUCCACUGUUCAAAAAGGAAGUUUAGCAGAAAAAGCUGGAUUACAAAUAGGAGAUACGGUGACCGAAUUAUCCGGUCGUGUCACGAAAGGGAUGUCACUUCAGGAAGCUAAAAAUAUUGUCGAAAAAGUUUCACUCGAAAUUCAUAUGCUUCUGCAAAGGCGGGUAACAGAGCAUUCAUGUUUACCGUGGCAGUUAACGGAGAAAAAUAAUCAAAUAACAGUGGAUCAUAUCAACAAGCCUCAAACUGUCAAUUAUAAUUAUUACAAAAGUGAACGAAAAAAUAUAUCGCAUUCAACAUCGAAUUAUGAAGUACCGAUCAUGGAUGAAUCAUCCAAAUAUCGCACAUCUUCAUAUAGUAAAUAUGAGGAAAAUUCUUUGAAUCGCCCACUCAAUCUUAACUAUCAAUCAGUUGCUCCAUUUACGAAUGUGACAAAUACUGAAUCUUCAUAUGCUGAAGGCAAGCGCUUCGAGAAUAGCUAUAAUACCAAUAUUAACAGAGCAGAAUUACGCAGUGCGAGUGGUUCUGAUAGCAAGUCAACGUCAGGUAUGUCACGUGAUGUACCGAUAACGCUUAAGACCUCUACUCCCUCUGCUCCACUAAUGACACCAAACAGUAACAUAACAACUGGUUCGGAAAGUAGAAUUUAUGGCCCAGUUCAUGUUGAUACGAGCAAUGCCUACAGUAAUGUUGGAUAUCCUUCUUCUGAUUCUGGCGGUGGACAUCGUCCAGCAAAAAAUAUUCCUAUAAAACCACUAUGGCAAGAUACUGGACCACGAAUAUCAUUUCAACAUUCACCACGUACCGAACGUCAAUUAUCCCCGCAUGCAACAAUACGUCAUCUACAAUAUAAUUCUCCAAUUAAUUUGUAUUCACCACAUACUGCCGCUGAACAAUAUAUUCAACAAACUGGUGGACUUUUCGGCACUGACCCAUCAUUGCAACAACCGAAAGGUGAUGAAGCUUAUCUAAAGUCCGAAACACGCCGUCUGAUAGCAGAACAGGAGGGUCAAAGUGCACACGACAAAUCCCCAUCAAUGCAAAGUGCGAGUUUCAAACGAAUAUCCCGUGCAUGUGGUACUCCCGUUGACUAA
This is a messenger RNA of Cercopithifilaria johnstoni, 1191 nucleotides long. The record is from the annotation of a GenBank genome assembly. Lineage: Eukaryota; Metazoa; Nematoda; Chromadorea; Rhabditida; Onchocercidae.